UUUCGCAAGUCAAAGAGCUUUUUAUUGACGCGCUAAAACUACUCCCUUUUACGCUUGUUUUUCCGCACCUUUUCCCGCACCUUUUCCCGCACCUUUUUACUGGUCAAAAUUCCGGUCCGCCACCCGUGUCAACCAAUGCUCAGAAGAAAGGUCGACGCUGCGGACGAGACCAAGGGUCACUUGACCGUGUACGAUGGACAUGGCAGGCGCGCCGUUAGAAGAGAAGGGGCCCGGGCGUGCACCAGCCCGGGCGAUCUGCGCCGUUCAAAUCCAGUUCGUCAACGAGCAGAGGUCACAGGGAGCAUAGAGGUGCAGCGUCGGUGCCGGCCCGUCCGACGGUUAUGUGGCGCAGCGUGGAUACGGUGGCGUUGCCAUGCCCUCGAGGCGGGGGCAACAGCCAUGACGCGCCCCGGCCCGAGGCAGGGCGCUCCGCUUUCCACCUGCUCGUCGUCUGGCUCCCUGUUCUCGCCCAGCAUGCACCUGCUCCUCCACCUGACCUCGAAUUUGAGCCUCCCCAGCCACCCACCGCGCUCGCUCCUGACCGGCCGUGGUCCUGUUCUUACUGGUUGCGGAGUUUCUCCAGGGCCUUGGGCUCGACGGAACAUUGGCGGGACGACGGAAUGAUGUGUGCCACGCGACCGGAGAAGGGCGCUCGGAACGGAGGCUUUCUGACAAUCACGUGGGAGUGCCCGCCUUCCUUCCCCGAAGCGCC
This is a messenger RNA of Schizophyllum commune H4-8, 712 nucleotides long. RefSeq lists its product as uncharacterized. NCBI's taxonomy places the organism in Eukaryota, Fungi, Basidiomycota, Agaricomycetes, Agaricales, Schizophyllaceae. The coding region runs from base 136 to 624 and encodes 162 amino acids. The transcript has a single exon. The record is from RefSeq and is a predicted model, not a curated record.